AUGGUUAGCGAUUCUGAUGACGAUUUGGUGUUGCAGACAUUAUUGUCUGCGGCACAAGAUGUGAUUCGUGAGAGAGGGAAAACUUCACACCGCAAGAAGAAACAUAGAAAAUAUAUCAAUCAAGAUCGCGAGGCAGCACAUCAACUUUUGGUAUAUGAUUAUUUUGUCCCUGAUAGUCUUUAUGACCUAUUGAAAUUCGAAGAACGUUUUCGUAUCAGUAGAAAUUUAUUUUUGUGUAUAGCUACAGAUUUGGAACGUAAUUAUGAGUUUUUUCAAUUACAAUGGGAUGCUAGAGGUAAAUGUGGUUUUACCACAAUACAAAAAUGUACGACCGCUCUUAGACAAUUGGGAUAUGGUAUAACCGCAGACGUAUCGGAUGAGUAUCUGAAAAUGUUUGAGAGGACGGGUCGAGAUUGUACAUAUCUUUUCUGUGAGUAUGUUAUAGAGCUUUACCGUGACAUAUACUUGCGACAUCUGACUAAAAGUGAUGUCGAACAGUUAUAUGCCACACAUCAAGCUAAACAUGGUUUUCUAGGGAUGCUUGGUAGUAUUGAUUGUACACAUUGGGAGUGGACAAAUUAUUCCAAUGCGUGGCUUGGUCAAUUUACGCGAGGAGAUCAUGGGGUCCCAACUGUUAUACUGGAGAUGGUUGUUUCAAACGACUAA
Lactuca sativa (garden lettuce) is the source of this 666-nucleotide messenger RNA. RefSeq lists its product as uncharacterized. NCBI's taxonomy places the organism in Eukaryota, Viridiplantae, Streptophyta, Magnoliopsida, Asterales, Asteraceae. The record is from RefSeq and is a predicted model, not a curated record.